CAUAUAGAAGGUUCCACAUAACCGCAAUGUUUCCUAAUUUAGAGAAUUUACUGUUUGUUGUAUAGCGUAAUCAUGAGUUUAACAUUAAAAUAUUAUGAAAAUAUUUAUAUGUGUAAAUCAUGCGUCUAUUACCAGAACACGUAACUGAACGCGUGCUUCGAUCUGUUUAAAUAAAGUUUUGUUUGUCUUCAAUGAUCGUAAAGAUGGCUUCCUCUUUACUGAAGGUUGCAGUUACAGGUCUCUCGAGAUGUGCAUGGCACAGUUUACCCUCAGUGAGGUCAUUGUCUCUGACAGUACCCGUCAGACAAGGUGUCCCUCAGGCAUUAUGGAAGUUAGGCAGGUUGAAUCAUGUGGCUAUCGCAGUGCCAGACCUCGAGAAAGCCACAGCUUUGUACCGCGAUGUACUGGGGGCUCAGGUGAGUGCCACUGUGCCUCUCCCUGAACAUGGCGUGUAUACUGUGUUUGUGGAACUGGGAAACACCAAAUUAGAGCUACUACACCCUCUGGGAGAAAAAAGCCCCAUUGCAGGAUUCCUGCAGAAGAACAAAGCUGGAGGGAUGCAUCAUAUCUGUAUUGAGGUGGAUGAUAUCAAUGCAGCAAUAACUGAUUUGAAAGAAAAGGAAAUCAGACUGCUCUCCCCAGAGCCACGGAUAGGAGCUCAUGGCAAACCUGUGAUGUUCCUCCACCCUAAAGACUGUGAUGGGGUUCUUGUGGAGAUAGAGCAAGCCUAGAUUUUACAGAUUAGGCUGUUCAGUUUGACACUUAAGAUAUUUGAUCAUUGCAAGGUUAUGGUGUGUUUGAUAUUCAUGGUUUAAGCCUUAUUUUUUUUCCUUAAGUAAUGAUUUUCUUUAAUGACUUGAAUAAAUGAUUAAUUCAA
Messenger RNA from Ctenopharyngodon idella (grass carp), 877 nucleotides. It is a transcript of the gene mcee, whose product is annotated as methylmalonyl CoA epimerase. NCBI's taxonomy places the organism in Eukaryota, Metazoa, Chordata, Actinopteri, Cypriniformes, Xenocyprididae. Gene Ontology annotation, cellular component: mitochondrion. The transcript is spliced from 3 exons. Gene Ontology annotation, molecular function: methylmalonyl-CoA epimerase activity. Bases 192 to 731 code for a protein of 179 amino acids. Gene Ontology annotation, biological process: L-methylmalonyl-CoA metabolic process. The record is from RefSeq and is a predicted model, not a curated record.